AUGGCCGUGUCACGGCAGACAGGGUGGAUCGCCGCUGGCCUCCUCGCGCGCCUGCUCAUGGUGGCCGUCCUGCUCAUGUCCGUGCGCUUCGUUCUGUCCAACUACAUCCACUGGGACCAUACACAGGGCAUCUACAAGCUCCAGAGCUACACGUAUGUGGUCGCGUCGGCCGUCGUGGGGGCGGCGGGGAGCGUGCUGCAGAUACCCGUCGCCAUGUACCUGCUGUGCAAGAGCAAAAGGGCGAUACCCAGCGCCAUGAUCCUCGACAUCAGCAUGCACGCCGACAUAGUAAGCUGCUGCUCUGCGGGGUCGGCGGCGGCCGGGUUUGGCGCGACCAACGACGUUCUGCGCUACGUCCGGGCGAGCAAAUGGGAAGGCAGGCAGCAAGAGGAGCAGGCUCUCAUUAACUACUACAACAGGGCGAUCGUCCCAGUCGUGUUCCUCCUCGUGGGCAUGGUCCUCUCCAUCUGCGCCACCGUCGUCUCCGCCAGGCUCCGCGCCAGGGCGAUAAAUGAUUCUGAAGUUGGAGCCUGA
Aegilops tauschii subsp. strangulata is the source of this 534-nucleotide messenger RNA. RefSeq names its product CASP-like protein 4D1. NCBI's taxonomy places the organism in Eukaryota, Viridiplantae, Streptophyta, Magnoliopsida, Poales, Poaceae. The record is from RefSeq and is a predicted model, not a curated record.